Messenger RNA from Ctenocephalides felis (cat flea), 1122 nucleotides. Its product is annotated as arylsulfatase I-like. The coding region runs from base 1 to 1083 and encodes 360 amino acids. The transcript is spliced from 7 exons. The record is from RefSeq and is a predicted model, not a curated record. NCBI's taxonomy places the organism in Eukaryota, Metazoa, Arthropoda, Insecta, Siphonaptera, Pulicidae.
AUGGCAAUUUUCUAUAUUUGUUACUUCGCGUGGCUCUACCCAUCCAUCGCAAAGAAAAGUGGUGUUAAAGAGGUCGCGAUCCGACGUUGUCCUGAUUUUCCACGAACAUGGAACAGUUCAAAGUUCAAAAGCCCUGUUGAAUUGUUCGCUGCAAUUUUCCGCAUGAUUACUGCACAUAGAUUAUAUUACAUUUGCCAUAGUAUGUUAUCGAGAAUGGACGAUGCUGUUGGUGAACUAAUAGAUGCCUUGUCAAGGAAAGACAUGUUGAAAGAUAGUAUAAUCGUAUUUUCCACCGAUAAUGGGGGUCCUGCUGCAGGAUUUAAUAUAAAUGCUGCGUCCAAUUGGCCGCUCAGAGGGGUGAAAAACACAUUAUUCGAAGGUGGAGUAAGAGGUGCAGGACUGAUUUGGUCACCAUUAAUUCAAAAGAAGCAGAGGAUCAGCAAACAAAAAAUGCACAUCAGUGAUUGGAUGCCUACUUUGUUAUCGGCUAUAAAGGCAAAUAUAUCGAUAAAGUAUUUAGAUGGCAUGGAUGUUUGGAGAGCAUUAUCAGAGGACACACAAUCGCCUAGAUCUCAAAUAUUGCUCAAUAUCGACGAUAUAUAUGGAAAUGCCGGGGUUACUGAUGGAAAAUAUAAAUUACUAAAAGGAAAUACAUACAAUGGCGUAUGGGAUAAAUGGUUUGGUCCAUCAGGACGUAACAAAACUUAUGAUGUGGAUUUAGUAUUAAGCAGCAAAGCAGGAAAAGCUUUGGGAAAAAUCGGAUAUGCACCCACACCAGACAAAAUACGGGAAUUGAGAGACGAAGCUGAUGUAAAAUGUCCUGUUCCUGAGUCAGCAACCGUAUGUGACUUGAAGCAUGCUCCUUGUCUGUUUGAUUUGGAAUUGGAUCCUUGUGAAUAUAAUAAUUUAGCUGAUAGUGAACCUGAGCUACUAAAUAAGAUGCUCAAACUACUCAACUCGUAUAAUUUAACAGCCGUUCCUCCGACAAACCUUCCAGAUGAUCGCAGAGCUGAUCCUCGAUUUUGGGACCACACGUGGGCAAAUUUUGGAGAUAUUACAUAUUCACUAAAUUCUAUUCAUUAGGUUUAAUAAAUUUAAUAAAUUUUUAUGUGUUUUAAAAUA